This is a messenger RNA of Grosmannia clavigera kw1407, 201 nucleotides long. RefSeq lists its product as uncharacterized. NCBI's taxonomy places the organism in Eukaryota, Fungi, Ascomycota, Sordariomycetes, Ophiostomatales, Ophiostomataceae. The transcript is spliced from 2 exons. The record is from RefSeq and is a predicted model, not a curated record. The coding region runs from base 1 to 201 and encodes 66 amino acids.
AUGUAUCAUCCACGCGCCAUCAAAUGGCCGGCGGGCCGUCUCCUGAGGGUCGCCUACGAGCAUGCCAUGGCCCUUGUCCAGGACAGGACAUCUGCGCUGUCGUCCACGUCGUACGCGGGCAAGACAUCGGCACAGAAGAGCCAGGUCAACACCCGAUCUGAAGACAUGCAAGUCAAGCGGAGAUCGGACGCUGCGCGGUAG